CUAGGUUUUAUACACUCCUUUUCUGCCCCCUCCUCCACUCUCUCUCUCUCUCUGACAGAGAGGUUUACUCUAGGGUUUCUGCCGCUGCAGCCAUGGCGAACUAUGAUCUCACUCGAAUAAUCGCCCCUCACCUCGACCGUCAUCUUGUCUUCCCUCUGUUGGAAUUUCUGCAGGAGCGUCAGCUUUACCCUGAUGACGAGAUCCUGAAAGCAAAGAUCGAGCUUCUUAACAAGACUAAUAUGGUCGAUUACGCUAUGGACAUUCACAAGAGCCUCUACCAUACUGAAGAGGUUCCUCAAGAUAUGGUUGAUAGGCGUGUCGAGGUUUUUGAGAGAUUGAAAUCUCCGGAAGCCGCACCACUAAUUUCGUUUCUGCAAAACCCUAACUUGGUUCAGGAACUCCGCCAUGAUAAACAGUACAAUCUCCAGAUGCUGAAUGAUCGAUUCCAGAUUGGUCCAGACCAGAUAGAAGCUUUAUAUCAAUAUGCCAAAUUUCAGUUUGAAUGUGGCAAUUACUCUGGUGCCGCUGACUAUCUAUAUCAGUACCGAGCUUUGUGCACAAACACCGACAGGAGUUUGAGUGCAUUAUGGGGAAAGCUAGCAGCAGAGAUAUUGAUGCAAAACUGGGAUAUUGCUCUUGAAGAGCUUAAUCGAUUGAGAGAAAUAAUUGACUCAAAGAAUUUUACAUCACCAUUGAAUCAGUUGCAAAGUAGAAUAUGGUUAAUGCAUUGGAGCCUUUUCAUAUUUUUCAACCAUGAUAGUGGCAAAAAUGGUCUCAUUGAUCUAUUUUUCUAUGACAGGUACAUAAAUGCCAUUCAGACAAAUGCCCCUCAUCUUUUACGUUAUUUGGCCACUGCCUUUAUUGUUAACAAAAGAAGGCGACCUCAGCUGAAAGAAUUUAUCAAAGUCAUCCAGCAAGAGCAGUAUUCUUACAAAGAUCCCAUCACAGAAUUUUUAGAAUGUUUGUAUGUGCACUAUGAUUUUGAUGGUGCUCAAAAGAAGUUACGAGAGUGUGAGGAUGUGAUAUUGAAUGAUCCCUUCCUCGGAAAACGAGUUGAAGAAGGAAACUUCUCUACAGUCCCAUUGAGGGAUGAGUUCCUUGAAAAUGCACGCUUGUUUAUCUUUGAGACAUAUUGCAGAAUACAUCAGUGCAUUGAUAUGGGGAUGCUUGCUGAGAAGUUGAAUUUGAAUUAUGAUGAAGCUGAGAGAUGGAUUGUGAAUCUUGUACGGAAUGCAAAGCUCGAUGCUAAGAUUGAUUCCAAAUCUGGGACUGUUGUCAUGGAACCCAACCAUCUCAAUGUGUACGAACAAAUCAUAGAGAACACCAAGUCACUCUCGAUGCGUACAUACAAAUUGGCAAAUCAGGUUCUUGAAGCUGCAGACUCGGGCUCGAUAAGGAGUCGGGGUGGUGCUGUUGCUUGAAAGUUAUCCCUUUCCAUUUUAGGCAAUUUUUUCUUUGGCCGUUGUCGGUUGAGUGUGCUAGUAGAAAUUUUUGUCAACCGAAAUGUAUUCCUUUUAUUGGUAGAAGAAAUUUUUAUAGUUAACAUCCAUUUGAUUAAGCUCUGUAGACACAUACGCAGAAUAUUUGAGACUUUGAGCCCCGUAAUGUUUCCCAUCUUCAUUUUACCAUUGCCA
This is a messenger RNA of Nelumbo nucifera (sacred lotus), 1634 nucleotides long. Its product is annotated as eukaryotic translation initiation factor 3 subunit E. Gene Ontology annotation, molecular function: protein binding; translation initiation factor activity. The record is from RefSeq and is a predicted model, not a curated record. Gene Ontology annotation, cellular component: cytoplasm; eukaryotic translation initiation factor 3 complex. NCBI's taxonomy places the organism in Eukaryota, Viridiplantae, Streptophyta, Magnoliopsida, Proteales, Nelumbonaceae.